Penicillium alfredii is the source of this 318-nucleotide messenger RNA. RefSeq names its product 40S ribosomal protein eS25. Lineage: Eukaryota; Fungi; Ascomycota; Eurotiomycetes; Eurotiales; Aspergillaceae. The record is from RefSeq and is a predicted model, not a curated record. Gene Ontology annotation, cellular component: cytosolic small ribosomal subunit. The transcript has 3 exons. Gene Ontology annotation, molecular function: structural constituent of ribosome. The coding region runs from base 1 to 318 and encodes 105 amino acids.
AUGGCGCCCGCAGCAUCGACCGGUGGCAAGAAGCAAAAGAAGAAGUGGUCCAAGGGCAAGGUCAAGGACAAGGCCCAGCACGCCGUCGUCCUCGAGAAGAGCACCUCCGAGAAGCUCUACAAGGAUGUUCAGUCCUACCGUCUGAUCACCGUCGCCACCCUCGUUGACCGUCUCAAGAUCAACGGCAGCCUUGCUCGCCAGGCUCUCGCCGACCUCGAGGAGAAGGGACAGAUCAAGAAGGUUGUUGGCCACUCCAAGAUGAACAUCUACAGUAUGUCCCAGCCCUCUGAUAAAUGGUGGAAUCGCCAGAAAUGCUAA